Molecule: messenger RNA, 2311 nt
Organism: Thalassophryne amazonica
Lineage: Eukaryota; Metazoa; Chordata; Actinopteri; Batrachoidiformes; Batrachoididae
Gene: kbtbd3
Product: kelch repeat and BTB (POZ) domain containing 3
Exons: 11
Coding region: 122-2005 (627 amino acids)
Molecular function (GO): protein binding
Source: RefSeq, a predicted model, not a curated record
AAAGGAGUGACAACAUGGCCGACAGCGGUACUGUCCUCGCGCGUGAGCGUUCACAAACCCGGAAGUGACAUCAAAGCUGUCCGUGGUGCUGAAACCUUGAUCAGCAGCCGUCACCAGGAAGAUGGAUGUGGAGUUGUCAUCACCUCUCAACAAUGCCCAGAGCCACAGGGACAGCACCCCUUCCAGUUGUAAACCCAGCAGUGUUCCACAGUGCAACGUGGCCGCCGAGCGCAGCACCGUGCUGCGAGUGUCUGAGUCACACGGAAUGGAGCUUCUCUGUGUGCUCAGAUCAUUUCGUAAACAAGGAAUACUUUUUGACUUCAUGAUAAAUGUCCAGGAUCACAGUUUUCCUUGUCAUCGCUGUGUCCUUGCAGCAUGCAGUGAUUUUUUCAGGGCGAUGUUUGAGGUGGAUAUGCGAGAAAGAGAUGAUGGGUCGGUAACCCUUGGCAACCAGAGUCCAGUGGCUGUGGAUUUCUUUCUGGACUUUGCAUACUCUGGAGAGGCAGUCAUCACUGCCAGCAAUGUGGACAUGCUGUUUCAACUUUCCUCUUAUUUGCAGGUGUCGGCCCUAUCCAGAGCAUGCGGGGAGUUCCUAGCAGGAGCCAUGGAUCUCUCUAACUGUCUGUCUCUCCUGUCUCUUGCUGAGGACUAUGGCUCAACCUACCUCCUUCAAAACGCCAAUGAGUUUGUGGCCCAGAACUUCUACAGCUUGUCUUUGACCAAGGAGUUUCUGAGUAUGCAGGUGAAGGUGUUGGAAACGUGCCUCAGGACAGAUGCUAUAAAUGUGCCCAGUGAGGAGGCAGUGGUGAUGGCACUUCUGAGAUGGAUACACCAUGACCUCCCUAGAAGACAGAAGUUGUUACCAGGAUUAUUAUCUCUAACCAGACUCCACCAUGUACCAGCAGCUGCACUAACGACUUUGUGGGAUUCAGACCCUCUCCUCUGUCAAGACGAAUCUUGUCUCACCCUGUUGUCGAAGGUCCAAAGCAAGCAGAGCAAGUACAGCGGCCUGUUCACUGACGCCAGGCCAUCCACCACACACAGCUACAUCUUCAUCUACAAAACGGAGCGUGUCCACCACACCUUCUGCUACAGUCUUGAAACAGAACAGUGGAAAGAACUGGGAUUGGAGCACAGUGGGCCCACACUUACAGUGCCAGACCCACCGGGUUGCUGCUUUACUAGCUUUGCAGAGAAGAUAUUUGUGACAGGUGGUUGUAGGGGAAACUGUAGUCGGACAAUACGCCUCCACGUGGGUGUGGAGUUCCACGAUGCCACAAACGAGGUGUGGUGCUUCUGUCCUGUAACCAGAGACGUCACAUCUGUAAAGGCUAUGUUGAAGCCUCGCACCAUGCAUGCUGCUGUGACCUGCCUGGGCCAAGUGUACGCCAUUGGGGGGUGCACCAGAGGGUUCAAAGAGGGAGCAUCUAGUCUGCUGGAGGUGGAGUGUUACAACCCUCUGUCUCAGAGCUGGAGCUUUGUCAGUCAACUGCCAACUGCCAUCUUCUACCCUGAGGCCACUGUUUGUGGUAGUAUCAUCUACAUGUUGGGAUCAGAGGUGGAGAUGUCAGACCACUUCAACCCAUCGCUGGACUGUUUCCUCCGCUAUGAUGCCCAACUGGACCAGUGGUGCCGCUUAACACUUGGCCUUGGCCAGGUUUUCCACGCAACUCUGGUCAAGUCAGUGUCAGUUAGUAGCAUGCUGUACUUCUGUGACCUGUCCACGUAUAAGGUGUACAGUGUUUGUCCAGAGACCUGUACAAUGGAGGAGGAAGGGUCAUUGGAAUAUGCAGGGUUUAAUGCUGGGGCAGUGGCUGUAAAGGACAGGAUCUACAUUCUGGGAGGAGAUUAUUCUCCUGAUGAGAUCAGUGAUGAAGUUCAGGUGUUCUACACUGGGAGGAGUCAGUGGGAGUUAGUGGCGUCCAUGCCCCGAGCGCUUACAGAGUUUCAUUGCCAGCUUAUCAGCUUCAGCAGUUACAGAGACCCAUGGGCUGAAAGAACAUGAUGCACAGUGAGCAGACCUUCUCCAACUCUGCACACACCACUGUUGGCUCGUCUUCUUUAUCUUCCAAACCCUGUCGUAAAUAAGCAUGUAACCCUUGGCAGAUCAUCAAAAAGAUAAUAUGGAUGCACCAGAGGCAAAUUAAUUACUUAUUUUAAUUCAAAACUCAGACUUUUACAUUUGUGUGUAUGAAGCAGCUGCUGUGAUUGGAUCCUUGCCGUGUCAAUCAAAAAAGUUGUGCCUCUCAUGGAGUAGCCCUGAUGAGUGGAUGACUGUUUUAUUACCUUAUAUUUUUGUAACAGAAUUUUU